Scophthalmus maximus (turbot) is the source of this 4146-nucleotide messenger RNA. RefSeq names its product adducin 3 (gamma) b (gene add3b). The record is from RefSeq and is a predicted model, not a curated record. NCBI's taxonomy places the organism in Eukaryota, Metazoa, Chordata, Actinopteri, Pleuronectiformes, Scophthalmidae. Gene Ontology annotation, biological process: barbed-end actin filament capping. The transcript has 15 exons. The coding region runs from base 323 to 2392 and encodes 689 amino acids. Gene Ontology annotation, molecular function: actin filament binding. Gene Ontology annotation, cellular component: plasma membrane; cytoskeleton; postsynaptic density.
CUCCACUCGCCUCUUCUCCUCUCCGCGCAGCGCGCAGCUCCGCCGCCUGCGUCCUGCCCUGGAACAACUGGAGCCGCAACCAAGUUGCGAGCUUCUCUUUCUUUUCUUCUUCUUCUUCUUCUUCUUUUUUGUUUCCCCCCCCCCCCCCCCAAACCCACCAUGCGUCCGAAUCGGGAAUAAAACCCGGUCUGCUUGUGUGCGUACCCACACUGUUCGUGGAGGGGAGGGGAGGGGGAGGGGGGGGAUUCGACAGCACGCGAGCGGAGCACUUUGUUUCAGACUUCCCCGAGGACGAGCAGAAGGGCCGCGCCGGAGGGAGGACAUGAGCCUGGCGGACGUGAGGCCGACGCCGGGGUCUCUGACCCUGCCGCUACGGGAGUGCUACGUCGACCGCCUGGACGAGGGCGACCCCGAGCACCUCCGCGGCAGGAACAUGUCGCCGGACCUGAGGCAGGACUUCAGCAUGAUGGAGCAGAAGAAGAGGGUCACGCAGAUCCUGCAGAGUCCAGUGUUUAAAGAUGAGUUGGAAGGCCUGAUUCAGGACCAGAUGACGAAAGGCAACAACCCCACAGGUCUCCUGGCUCUGAGACAGAUUGCUGACCUGGUCAUGGCCAGCACCUUGGGAGGGGCAGGCCCUCUAGCUUCGCCCCUCAGCUUCGGGAUGGUGAGUCCAGUCAAUGACUUGUACGGCACUGAGUCUCCCUCCUUCGCCAAAGGGGAGAGGCUAAGUCGCUGCGGGCUGGCCAGCCUCUACCGGCUUGUUGACCUCUUCAGCUGGGCUCGUUUUACGAGCUCCUACAUAACUGUGCGUGUCAGUAAAGAGCAGGACCAUGUUCUCAUCAGUCCACGAGGUCUGUCCUUCGCUGAAGUGACGUCAGCAAAUUUGGUGAAAGUAAACAUCAUCGGCGAAGUGGUAGACCAGGGUUCGUCUGAUCUGGCUAUUGAUCAUUUUGGAUUUGCGCCUCAUGCUGCCAUUUACUCCAUGCGGCCAGAUGUGAGAUGCAUCAUCCACAUACAUACCUCUGCUACAGCUGCGGUGUCCUCGAUGAAAUGUGGAAUCCUGCCCAUUUCCCAGGAGGCUUUGCUUCUGGGAGACGUGAGCUGCUUCGGUUACCAUGGCAUCCUGGAUAAUAAAGAGGAGAAGGUGGAGUUUCAGAAGGCUCUGGGCCCGACUGCCAAGGUGAUGAUCCUGAGGAACCACGGGCUGCUCGCUUUGGGAGAAACAGUAGAAGAAGCGUUCUACUAUGUGUACCACUCGCAGCAAGCCUGUGAGAUCCAGGUGAAUGCCUUGGCGUGCUCAGGCAGCGUGGACAACCUUCUGCUGCUUGACAGGCAGAAGUUUAAACCCCUAACCCAUGGAGUGGCCGCUGCCGGGGUGGCGAUGGAUAAUGAGGUCAAGUGGAAAGUGGGCGAGGCCGAGUUCGAGUCCCUUAUGAGGAUGCUGGACAACCUGGGAUACAGAACAGGCUACUCGUACAAGAACCCCAUUGUCCGCGAAAAACCCCGCUCUAAGAACGACGUGGAGAUCCCUGCCACGGUGUCCGCCGUGCCCCCGGAGGACAGUGAGCUGGCUCUGCGAAGCCCCUUCAAGUUCAUGGCACAGAAACAGCAGAGAGAAAGGACCCGUUGGCUCAACUCGCCCAACAGUUACUUGAGAGUCAAUGUUCCCGAACAGUCGCUCAGCGGGGACGUCAGCCCCAGGACUAAAACCAUGUGGAUGAAAUCUGCACAGCCAGGCAACAGCGUCGGCACACCAAUAAAGAUUGAAGACCCCAACCAGUUUGUCCCACUCAACACUAAUCCCACAGAGGUUUUGGAUAAGAGGAACCGGAUAAAAGAACAGCACAGAGGGGAACAGAUGACCUCAGGACCAAAGUCUCAGUUACUAGCAGGCAUCGUUGUGGACACCAUCCCAGGACCAGCGUUCAUCAUUGAGGAUGAGGAGCAGACUCGCUCCCUCCCCCCCAACCCCUUCAAUGAUCUCACAGAGAAGGUGUUGCAGGAAUACAAGACCAUGGUGGAGAGAAAGCAGCAAGGCCAAGAAGAAGACGAUGAUGCCACUGACGCAGAUGAGAUGACCACAUUUGAUGGCUCUACUAUAUCCCUCUCCCUCUCUCCACUGAUGACGCCAGCUAAACAGGAGAGCAUACCCAACGGGAAAGACCACUCGGCAGAGACGGAUGAGGACCUGAGCAUGGAGAUAUCCAAGCUGAGUCUGAGCACUUCAGAAACAGUGGAAAUCUCCAUCACGGCGACGGAGAAGACGGGAGACGCUCAGACCCCAGAGAGCCAGACCAAGUCCCCCAAGAAAAAGAAAAAUAAGUUCCGCACACCUUCAUUCUUGAAAAAGAGCAAGAAAAAGAAGGACGAGAAAGAAAAAACAGAAGCUUGAGAGUAUUUAUUGUAAAUGAAAAAAAAAAUGUUUUUUUAGGAAAACAUCAAAAUUGCCUUCUUAAUUUCCAGCUUGUUGAAGGGAAGUGAAGUAAGAUAAAUGACUAUUAUGGAGUCAGAAAGUCUCCCAGGACAGUGCUGCACAUCUUCACUCACUCACAGCUAUUUUUCCACGGGAGCAUUUUUCCAAGAUGUGCCAGCAGAAGGUAAUAUGGGUGAUUUUUUUUUUCUUCCUGUGAGAACUUGUGACUGACCACUCCUGAAGGGCUCAGUGAAAUUAAAUCAAUUGAAAGGUGAAUGCAAAGUUGCAUAUUCGUGGUUCUUAUGACCCAUAUUUUUAAUGGGUUUUUAAAAAAACAGGUAUCGUGGGACACAAGGUUUUGAAGUUUUUAAAUGCAGAUUCAAUCAGAUUUGGGCCUGUUACAGAUUUGUGAUUUUUAUUUUUUCCUCUUUGCACAAGUUCAUUGUUGAAUGUAUACUGAAAGCUUAGAAAAUUGUUUAACAAUUAAAAAGUGUAAUAAUCAAACGAGUAGUGUAACAGUGGCUGAACAUAUUGAGAUUAUACCAUGUUCAGCCUUAUAAAAAGUAUGAUUUCUAUCAUAUUCAUAGCUAUACUAUCUUGUAAUAAUAUAUGUUGGUUUAUUUUAUAGGUAUUACAGUGUAGUGUUUUGAUAGGUUAAUAAAUGAUUUGGUAGUCUUAACAUAUUUACUUUACAAACUAACUCAUACUAAACAGGCUGUGAUAAUAAUUCAGUAAUAAUUCAUGUCGUUUUCUACAUUAAUGUCAACGGUAUUGUCGCCAUGGUUUGCUGCUUUAUUGUAGUUGUGACAAGAAAUUGCCUGCGACCAACAGGGGGAGCCCAGCAAAGUGAUGAAUUCUUGCGUAUUGAUAUUUAUGAGUAUCAAAGUUUGACUUUUGCAGAAGAGACAGAAAAUCACUACUUGUGUGGACGUUGACAAUGAAAGUGCCAAGCCUAAAGUGGAACGUGAUGGAUGUCUUUGACCAGAUUUGUCCAAAUGAUGAGUUGAUGGCAAUAUGCUGUGGAAAGCUUUUCUUCGUGGCCACUGUUAAGAGUUUGAUAUAAAGUAUAUUAGAGGACCGUAUAUGUACAUCCCAGUCAAUAAUGUGAAUGAUUUGUUUGGACCACAAGGAGGUGAACUCUUUGCUUUUGUAAAUAAGUUGUGUUUGUGAAGUUUUUUUGUCUUACGCUAAACCAAAUGUUAAACAAUGAAACAGAAAUGUGACAGUACAAUCUAAUUUACAACACUUAACACUUCUUCUAAUCGUGUUAUAAUUCACCAUAAUUAAGCUCCUUAUUAACUGAACAUGCACCGCAAAUUGUGUUUACAAGCUGUAUUGUGUGAUCUGUGUGCCUAGUGCUUGUAUUUCCUCUGUUGUUUACAUUGCUAUUAAUAUGGCCUGGGUUGUUCUUUUGUUCUCUCUGUGCUUUACAUGACAGUCUCCUUGCAUCAAAGUCAGCCCUUUAAAAUUGCCUUUCACCUGACAAACAACAAAAGCUGGGAUGUUUCCAUAACUUGAUCAUUGCUCGCUUUGCUCAUUGAAAAGAUAUUUUGAUGCUACCGCCUCUUAUAUUCAGUGAAUUAUCAUUUUUAACAUGAGCAGGUUUCGACGUUGUAAUCUUGCAUUUAUUUCACAUGCUACAUUUCACUCUGGUCCGGUGUGAAACUAGAUGAUUAUAUCAAUUUUUAACCAAGUAACACCUCGAGUAUGAAAUAAAGCUUUAUAGAAAACUA